This is a messenger RNA of Gallus gallus (chicken), 8587 nucleotides long. Its product is annotated as tryptophan--tRNA ligase, mitochondrial-like. Gene Ontology annotation, molecular function: tryptophan-tRNA ligase activity; ATP binding. NCBI's taxonomy places the organism in Eukaryota, Metazoa, Chordata, Aves, Galliformes, Phasianidae. The transcript has 6 exons. Gene Ontology annotation, biological process: mitochondrial tryptophanyl-tRNA aminoacylation. Bases 3228 to 4217 code for a protein of 329 amino acids. The record is from RefSeq and is a predicted model, not a curated record. Gene Ontology annotation, cellular component: mitochondrial matrix; mitochondrion.
UAGCCUAGCUAGUAGUCCUUUGUAGAGUGUAGCCUAGCUCAGUUUUUAUUAUUGGAUUUACUUGUUCCUGCAAGUUCCAUACUUUAAGUUAAGAAAUUGCUGAGCUUUGACUUGCUAUAAUGCUGCUACUGUUUGUUUCUCGUGCUCGACUGAUUAUUUAUUGCCCAUACACUGAGCAAACCUUUUAUAAGUGGUUGUUUACCGUUUGAACACAGAGGCACCAUUAAAGAUGUUGUGCUUGCGUUCACAGGUAGGCUGUUUCCUGGGUUGACAGAAAACUUUGUUCUCUAUUUAAAAUUGUGUCCAUUUUACAUUGUGCAUGGCUGUUUUCUUUCCAACUUGUAGUGUGUCAGCAAAUAUUAACUUAUAGUUUUACCCAUCUUUAGUUAGCCCAUCGUCACCCUUCAAAUAUUUUGAGUUAAGGCAGAUCUUGAAUGUGCAAGGUAUACCGAGACACCAAUGUUUUAUAUUUAGUUGGUGACAAAUGAUUUCAGACUGUCUGUUAAAAUGUCUCUAUUGAAUCUGUACCAUCUAUUUGAGAAUAUUAUACUCCACGCAGGGGACAGUUUUGCCAAUGCAACUGAUACGUUUGUACUGACUUAAUCUACAAAGUGGGCAGUGGUCUGGGAAGAUCCUGACCAUGUUUUGGGAAGCACGUGUUGUGGGCACUGAGGCUACAAGAGAACAGAGGCUGAAAAGCUUUGGGCCUCAGGAGGUUCAUGGGUAGAGCUGUCCUCCACGAUUUUAAAGUGCCAGCUGUGUUUGAGUCAAGGCACUGGCAUAUAAGCAGACCUGUGUGGAGUACACCGUGAUCUCAGGUUUCCGGUACAGCAGACACUUACCCCAAGGGGUAGAGUUGUUUGUGCUCUGAAGCAGCAUGAGCUUCAGAGCCCCACAGGAAAUGAAGCAAUAACAAGGGGACAUUUCACAUGAUAAUGUCUUUGUCUAUGCUACAGUCAAAAGAUGUGCAAUUUUCUGCACUUUUAAUGCAGUCAUCUAAAUGUACUUUAUUUGAUGCAUGUCCAGAGUAGAUUUCUACAAUGUCAUAAAGUUUCUUCAGUAUUCUAACAGUGCAGCUAGGAUUCAUUCUCUAUGAAGUCACUGCAGUCAAGGCAGUAGUAGCCUCCUUACUCAGUGCCUCCUUAUUGAUGUGCCAUGCCAUCUGGGCAGCAAGGCAUGGGAAAGAACAAGCAAGAAAAGAAAAUACUAGGAGAACAUCGGAGGUGCAAAACCACAUGGAGAAGAAGAGGGGCUGUGAGCAGCUGUAGCUUGUGUAGAAUAGUGUGGUUCAACAGGCAUAUAAGUAGGCAGUGGAAAGCAAGCAGCACUGUCGAUAGAAAGGAAGGUGGGAAGGAGUGUCGGAAUUUGAGCUGAAUGAAGGGAGACAGGAACAUAAGAGGAAAUGUGCCCUGAGAAACAGCCAGUUGUUCUGGGAUCCCUGUGGGUCUAGAACACUAUCUCAGUAAUCAUCUAUUUAUAUCUUGUUUUCUUUUCUGAGCUCUUAUUCUCUUGGUGAACGACUGGAACAUGGGAAGCAAAAGACAAAUGUUAUGCCUGUUAAAUACCUGUUGCAUUGCUUCACAAGUGCUCUAUGUCCUUAACAGCAUAGCUCUGAACCCUAGUGAAUCUUGAGUUUCUACUAAGCUCCAUUGCAUUUAUGAAUGUUGGGCUUCUUUAUGUCUCUUGCUCUAGGUGGCCUCGCUCGGCCAACAGCAAGCUACCUGCAGUCCUUGGGCCAGCUCGUAGCGUCUACCAGUGGUGAUAAAUGUGCUACUGUGGGUUCCUAGGUCAACAAGAGGUAUAAGGAUUGCAUAUUUUGUAAUGUAGAGAAAAGUAGUAUGGUGAUCAAGGACCACAUCACAAGAACCAGGAGUUAGAAUUGCUAUUGGAGGAAAUAGCGUGAUUUUUUUCCCUGCACGGACUACCUGACAGUUCCAGGGCUAGAGGUCCUCCAAGAGUACCUAGAAACCGACUCAGAAACGUACGUAAAAGUCAAACUGAUAUUUGGGAUGGUGUGGGAAGGUUAUUGUCUGGAUUUGAACAUGUGGGCACUUAUGAGAGAAAUUGGCAUGGCUGCCAGCCCAAACUUCCUCUUACCUGUCAGCACAAACACUAACGUGUUGGAUAAGAAAACUGUCUUGAGUUGAAAAAUUGGCUUACUUUGAAAGCAGGGAGAAUUUUUCAGCAAAUUUUGAAGGAAAUUGACUAGGCUUUUCUGAACUGUAAAUCAUAUUUAAGAAAAAAAAAGUUCUACUUUGAAACACUUUCUUGGUCAUUUUUCUUGAGUCUGCCUGAGUCAAAAAGAAUUAAGGGAAUGCAGUCAAUUUGUAGUCCUGUUUUCAAUAGUUAAAAAUACUGAUACUUGUCCUUGACUCUUACUGCCAUUUUAUGUGGUUUCAUAGUUGAAUUAAUCUUUUUUCUCUCUUCACCACUCCCCUCUCCCCCCUCAUCCCCCUUGCCCAUACAUUUAUAACAGAUUCACAGGAUUGGACGCAGAUUAUAUCAGUAAAUAAAUAAUCUAUUUUUAGUAGAUGAUGCUUAUAAAAUUAAUCAGGAAAGAAAUGAUGCAGCCAGAGGUAUGAUGAAGUUGAUGUUCCCAUUGCACACCAGAGUCUGACAGUUUGUAUUGUACAGCUUUGUAACUGGGACUGCCUGUUGAGGUUGCUGAGACCCUUAUGUUGAAUAGUCUUGCAUACUCUUGUAACUUGGCAUGUUACAAGCAUUUUCUUAUAAAGCAUAGCUGAAUUACUUUCUGAAUAUGGUGGAAUUCUUUGGAAAGGUCAGGAGGUGAUUGAUCAUAUGGUGACAGCUUAGGGCUCUGAGAAAUGGUCAGAUGGAGUGCAAAGAUGCAGGAAAACAAACUUUCUAAGAUGGUAACUGUCACUUAGCCAAGUGAUACAUUUUUUUUUAAAGCUUUUUAAUUUUUGUUCACAGCCUCAGCUUCUUCAUCUUUAUUUCUUUUUUCUCUGUGAACUCCCUUCAGAUGCUCAUAUUUUACUGGUACUGGUGUAUCAAUGCAAUCCUAAGCUGUGGUAAUGCUUCUUUACAGAGCCCUUUAGAAACUCUCCUGCUGCCAAGAUGAGUAGUUUCAAGACUUUGAUGGUCUUGACUUCUGAGUCAAGAAGUAGCUUUCUUUCAGGAAGCACUCCAAAUGUUCUUUGCAGCUAGCAUAAUAAGACUACAGUGUUCAUGGGAGUUAAGAUGGCAAUCAACUUGGAUAUUAUAAUAUGGUAACAGAUCGGAUUUUCUCUGGUAUCCAGCCAACUGGGACGCCUCAUCUUGGUAACUACCUUGGAGCUAUUCAGAACUGGGUGAAUCUGCAGGAAAAGUACAACUCAGUGUUAUACAGCAUUAUGGACCUGCACUCUCUCACCAUGCCCAAGGAGCCAGCUGUCCUCCGACAAAACAUACUGGACACCACUGCUGCCAUCCUCGCUUGUGGGAUUGACCCAAAGAAGUGCUUCCUGUUCCGACAGUCACUGGUUCCUGAGCACACAGAACUUGCCUGGAUUCUUGGAUGCUUAACUAAUGUGCCACGGUUACUGCGUUUGCCCCAGUGGAAGAUGAAAUGUGCCGGCCAAAAUAAUGAUGGAAAUGUCGGUUUGUUGACUUACCCUGUUCUUCAAGCAGCAGAUAUUUUGCUGUACAAGUCGACACAUGUUCCCGUUGGAGAAGAUCAAGUCCUGCACCUGGAACUAGCCCAAGAUAUAGCACAACAUUUUAACAAGAAAUAUGGAGAAUUCUUCCCUGUGCCUAAAGCCAUUUUGAGUACAACAAAGAAAAUAAAAUCCCUCAGAGAUCCAACAGUGAAGAUGUCUAAGUCAGACCCACAGAAGUUAGCUACUGUUAACGUAGCAGACAGCCCUGAGGAGAUAGUGCUGAAAUUCCGAAAGGCUGUGACUGACUUUACCUCUGAGGUAACUUAUGACCCAUCCAGUCGCCCUGGUGUCUCCAACCUGGUGUCCAUUCACGCUGCAGUAACGGGACUUAGCAUAGAAGAAGUGCUGCACCAAGCUGUUGGUCUUGACACUGCUCACUACAAAAUGGUGGUAGCAGAGUCAGUUAUUCAAAAAUUUACACCUAUCAGGAAUGAAAUCAAGAAACUCCAGGAAGACAAAACCUAUCUGAUAAAGAUUUUAGAGACUGGAGCAGAGAAAGCCAAAGAACUGGCAACCCCCAUCUAUCAAGAAGUAAGAAGACUGGUGGGAUUUCAAUAGAAACUGACAAGCAGUUGCAAGGACUUUGUCAUUUGCUCCUGGAACAGCUAUUUUGUUUGAAACAUUUUGAAACAAAAACUUUUUUUUCCCUCUACAAAAUCCAAAUAGAAUAGCUAACCUGUUUGCAUCAAAAAUGUGUGUGAAGCCAGUUCCUUCCAGUGGGACCAGCUCUGGACUUGUCAGAUGGUCAGAGGACAAGGGUGCAGGCAGUCACAGUUAUGAAGAAAUUACACAAAAGCAGAAUACAGGGUUGCCCAGAUGGGGUUUUGGUUUUUUCCACCAACCACUACAAGAAGCUGAGGUAUAGGCAAGAUUGUUUUAAUCUAGUUGAAGGACUUGUAACCUUCUCAAGAAUACCCUUAUCUGUUUAUGUGAUCUUGUUAGAGCUGGCUAACUCAUGGUUAUUGAGCUUUGAUACCAUGAUGGUCUGUUCUUGGAUAACCAGAAAGCACAGACAUACAAAUCAGAAUGACUGGGGCUUUGGAGGUAAAGAGAGUACUUACUGCUUCUUCCUGUUGUGUCUACAAACUCAGUGUAAUUUUGAAUCUACAUCUAGUUUGUGUGAGGUGAGUUGGUCUAUCUUAUAGAUACUGCCAUCCAUACUGUAGAACUCACUGUGGCUGCUGGAUGGCCUCUUUGGUAGUCUCUCCAAAGAAUGCAGAGCAAAUGUGAAUUUCACUUCUGGCAGCACUGUCAUCCUCCUCAUCGAUUCUGAAGUUCUUUGUCAGGAAACUACACAGGCUUCAACUCAUCCUUUUCCACCUUCUUUUUGGUUUAGCAGGGAGCCCUGAGAUUUUCAGUUCAGCAUCAAGUCUAGGAUUGCUUUAGAAAAGGUUCAGGGAGAAAAGUUGUGUGAAAGAGAUCUUAUGCUGAUCUGUGAGAGAACUUUAUAUAUAAUUUACAAAAUUAAUUAUUUAAAAAUUAUGCUGAGGUCAUAGCCAGGACUAUGUCAAAAAAUUUUAUCAAAAUGGAAUUAAAUAUAUCUUUGUAAAAUCUCACUGUUAAACCUCACCUUCCUGGGUGUCCGGACACAAUAGCAACUUGAAGGACAAUCAAAAAAUCAUGUGGAUGAUUGUCCUUAUAUGUUGGAGAAGUUGCCAGGGGCAAGUCGGCCUACUGCCUGCAUUACAGCAAGUCCCAUUAAGGAAAAAAAAAGGCGUUAUUGUCAUUGGUGACUGAGAACAGAGGUCCCAAUACGCUGACUAGACCCGCCUCAUGGGGAAGUCUGCUGCACCCCUGGGGUGUAUUAAAGAUGUUACAAGAAAGCUUCCUAGCCUAGUGCAGCCCCCAGAUUACUACCUAUUAUUGGUUUUUGAUGUAGGCAACAAUAAAGUUGUGGUGAGAUCAGGAGAGGCAUCGUCGGCAAUCAAAAGGGUCUGCAAAUUGUCAGAACAAUUGGUUAGAGGUUUAGGAGUGCUGAUAGUGUUUUUCUUUAUCCUUCCAGGUGCUUAGAAUGAGAUUGGAAUAUCUAGGCAGAGCUUAUCAAUACCUGGCUCUGAGGCUGGUGUCACUGGCAAAAUUUUGGAUUUUUUGAUCACAGUAUGGUCAAUACAACGCCAAGCCUGCUGGCACUUGACAGGAUGCACCUUUCUCAGAGAGGGAAUAUUGUUUUUUUUCUUGGCUUAUUGAAAGACCUUUAAACUAGACUUGAAGAUGAAAAGAGGUGAAACGUGGUUUGCCAGUGAUAAGCUGUGGGAUGACGCACCAAAGUUUGAAGGGUGAUGUGCUAAUGAGGUCCUUCAUUCUUCUCCACAAGGUGCUGGGUGCACUGGAGCACAUCUGAAAAUUUUUUUGCAUUAAUGCAUACAGCAUGAGGAAUAAGCAAGAGGAACUAGAAGCCUUGGCUCUGUUCCAGACCUACAACAUUGUUGGUAUAAGCAAGACUUGGUGAGAAGAGUCCUGUGAUUGAUGUGUCAUGUUGAAUGCUUAUAGGCUUUUCAUGAGGAACAGGCAGGUUAGGCGUGGAAGUGUGUGGCACUGUAUGUAAAGGAACGGCUUGGUUGUAUCGAGCUUACAGUUGGCAAUGACGUGAUUGGGGCCCUCUGGCUAAGUAUUUUGGGACAAGCAGGCAAACAGAUAUCAUUGUGGUAGUCUGCUAUCACCACCCAGCCCAGAUGACAACACUAAUUAAUUAUUAUGUAAAGAAUAAAGAGAUAUUUCUAGAUCAGCCAUCCUUGUGCUAAUGGGUGACAUCCCAUGGGUGACAUCAGUUCGUCAGGUGUUACCUGGGAGUACCACACAGUUGAUACAAACAAUUUUGUAACAAACAAUUUAAAAAUUCCUGAAACACCUGGAUGGUAACUUUUUGAACACUGGAAACAAGUUCAGGUGAUGUCAGGGUACUACAAGAGGUGCUGUUCACAACUGUACAGAGAAAAUUUGUGCAGCCAAAGCUUAUUUAGGGUUGAAGUUGGCCAGCACUGUGGAGAACAAAAAAAGGUACUGUGGGAGACAACAAAAAGGACUUCUUUAAUGUAUGUUUUCAGCAAAAGGAGGACCAGAGGUAACACCAAUUAGUUACUUGGUGAGGAUGGUUGCCUCACAAAUAGGGACAUAGACAACACAGAGACAUUUAAUGCCUUCUUCACAUCUAUCUUUAACACUGAUGAUGGGCCCUGGGACCACUAGAACCCUGAGUUGAAGGACUAUGACUGUGGUAAUGACAAACUCCCAACCAGCUCUAAUGUUAUGCUGGAUUUGCUGCUCCAGCUGGAUGUAUUAUACAUCUACUGGGCCUGAUGAGAUUCAUCCCAGGGUACUCACAGAGCUGGCUGAUAUCAUCUUGAGACAUCUCUCAACUAUUUUUCAGUGGUGUUGGGAAUCUGGUGAGAUCCAGUCUGGAAGGUGACAAAUGUUACAGUUUUUCAGAAGGGCAAGAAAGACCCUGGCAAUUAAUAGGUCUUUCACUUCAGUGCCUUGCAAAAUUAUGAAGAUUAUUCUGGGAGUUAUUGAAAAAAACCUGAAAGACAAUGCAGUUAUUGGUUACAGAUAACACAAGUUCACAAGGGAAAAAGUCCUUUUAAGACUAGUUUAACCAUCUAGCUGAACAAGGGAAGCCAGUCGUUCUUCUGAAUUUCAGCAAAGCUUUUGAUACUGUUUCUCACAGUAUCCUUCUGAGGAAAAUGUCCAGAAUACUUAUAGACAAAUGCAUAAUAGGAUGGCUGAGCAAUUGGCUGACAAUUUGGACUCAGAGGGUUAUAGUAAAUAGAGUUACAUCAGGCUGGUGGCCAGCCACUGAUGGGGUUCCAUAGUGCUCCACUUGAGGGCCGGUUCUCUUCAAUGUUUUCAUAAAUGACUUGGAUACAGGACUUGAAGCUGUGCUAAGUAAAUUUGCAAACAAUAAUAGAUUAGGAGAACCUGCUGACUCCCUUGAUGGCAGAGGCCUUGCAGAGAGAUCCUGACAAAUUGGAGGGCUAAGCAAUCACCAACCACAUGAAGUUUAACUAGAGCAAGUGCUGGAUUCUGCAUCUGGGAUCGGCAAAUAUGUAUGUAUGUACAGACUGGGAGAUAAGAUGCUGAAGAGCAGCCCCACAGAAAGAGAUCUGGAGGUUCUGGUUGAUGGCAAGUUGAAUCUGAGUCAGCAGUGUGCCCUGGCAGUCUGAAUGGCCAACUCUACGCUGUGGUGCAUCAGGCCCAGCACUGUCAGCUGGGCAGGGGAAGUGAUUGUCCCAGUCUGUGCUGUGUGACCUCACCUUAAGCACUGAGUUCAGCUUUGGGUACCACAACAUAACAAGGACAUAAAAAUUACUAGAAAGCAUCCAAAGGAGGGCUACAAAGAUGGUUUGUUCAGCCCAGAGCAGAGGAGCUGAGGGGAGGCCUCAUGGCGGCUGCAGCUCCUCACAGGGAGUGGAGGGGCAGCGUUGAGCUCUGCUCUGUGUGACAGCGACAGGGCCCGAGGGAACGGCAUGGAGCUGUGUCAGGGGAGGGGCAGCUGGGGGUUAGGGACAGGGUCUGCACCACAGGGCGGUGGGCAUGGAACGGGAUGCCCAGGGCAGUGGGCACAGCCCUGAGCUACCAGAGUGCAAGGAGUGUUUGGACAGUGCUUUCAGACAUUGGAAUUGGAUUGUGGUUGUCCCUUGGAGCCAAGAAUUGGACUUGAUGAUCUUUGGGGGUCUCUUCCAACUCAGGAUACUGUAUGAUUCUAUGAUUCUAGAACAUGAUAAAAUGUAAUGAAAGCCUUACUUGUCCUGUGCUAGCAUAUUUAAUGGUACUGUGUUUAAACUUUGAGAGUUUCAUUCAUUGUGAGCUCAGAACCAUUAUAUGCCUGUGGCAUUUGUCAUGGAGAACUGCAGUCUUAUGUGACUGAGUUGAAAAAAUUGAGAAUUUCUAUGUAACACAAAUUUUAAUAAAUAAAGCUGUUUGGUUUUUAA